Messenger RNA from Microtus ochrogaster (prairie vole), 1137 nucleotides. It is a transcript of the gene Klf1, whose product is annotated as KLF transcription factor 1. The record is from RefSeq and is a predicted model, not a curated record. Gene Ontology annotation, molecular function: RNA polymerase II cis-regulatory region sequence-specific DNA binding; DNA-binding transcription factor activity, RNA polymerase II-specific. Lineage: Eukaryota; Metazoa; Chordata; Mammalia; Rodentia; Cricetidae. Gene Ontology annotation, biological process: regulation of transcription by RNA polymerase II.
AUGAGGCAGAAGAGGGAGCGUAGGCCUGAGGCCCAGGGUGGACAUCAGCCAGUCAUGGCAGCAGCUGAGACUGCCUUGUCCUCCAUCAGUACACUGGCCACGCUGGGCCAGUUCCUGGACACCCAAGAGGACUUCCUCAAGUGGUGGCGCCCCGACGAGACACAGGAUUUGGGCCCGGGUCCCCCGGAACUCACGGGACCAUCCCUUCACGUGAGUCUGAAAUCGCAGCCCCCUCCCGGAGAGGACGAGGAAGAUGAGAGGGACGUGACCUGUGCCUGGGAUCCGGAUCUUUUUCUUACCAACUUCCCAGGUCCCGAGCCGCCAGGCACUCCCCGGACCUGUGCUCUGGUGCCCAACGGGGCUCCGGUGGCACAGUACGCGCCGCCCGAGGCUCUGGGCGGCUAUGCAGGUGGCCCAGGGUUGGUGGCCGGGUCUUUAGGCUCCGAGGAGCACACGGGCUGGGCGCACUCCGCCCCGCGAGCCCCAGCCCCUGAGCCCUUCGUGGUCCCUGACCUGGCCCCGGGAUCUGUGCCCAAGGCGCAGCCUGCAUUCUCCGAUUCGCGAGCGGGCUCGGCAGGCAGUUUCUUCCCGCGGACCGGGCUCGGGGUGCCCACGGCUCCCAGCGCCCCCUACGGGCUGCUGUCAGGGUACCCUGCGCUGUACCCCGCGCCACAGUACCAAGGGCAUUUUCAGCUCCUUCGCGGGCUCACGGCGCCUUCUGCCGGCCCCGCCGCGCCCCCUUCCUUCCUGAAUUGUCUGGGGCCCGGCGCUGUGGGCACAGAACUCGGGGCCACCGCGCUCGCGGGAGACGCAGGCUUGACCCCGGGAGCCGCGCCGCCCAAGCGCAGCCGGCGAGCUUUGGCACGAAAGAGGCAAGCGGCACACACCUGCGGGCACCAGGGCUGCGGAAAGAGCUACACCAAAAGCUCGCAUUUGAAGGCGCACCUGCGCACGCACACAGGAGAGAAGCCUUAUGCCUGCUCUUGGGAUGGCUGCGGCUGGAGGUUCGCUCGCUCUGACGAACUGACGCGCCACUACCGGAAGCACACUGGCCAGCGACCCUUCUGCUGUGGACUCUGCCCACGUGCCUUUUCGCGCUCUGACCACUUAGCUUUGCAUAUGAAGCGUCAUCUCUGA